AUCUUGACGAGGAAACAUGCCUCCCAAGCAGGAUAAGAAGAAGGACGCUGGGAAGUCCAAAAAGGACAAGGACCCAGUCAACAAGUCCGGAGGAAAAGCCAAGAAGAAGAAGUGGUCCAAGGGAAAGGUUAGGGAUAAGCUCAACAACCUGGUACUCUUCGACAAGGCAACCUACGAGAAGUUGUACAAAGAAGUCCCAAACUACAAGCUCAUCACCCCAGCUGUUGUGUCUGAGAGGCUGAAGAUCCGUGGCUCUCUGGCCAGGAACGCUCUCCAGGAGCUGCUUUCUAAAGGUAUGAUCAAACUGGUGUCCAAACACAGAGCACAGCUUAUUUACACCCGUAACACCAAGGGUGGAGAUGAGGAGGGAGCAGAGAAAACAGCAGCAGAGAAAGCAGCAGAGAAACCAGAGAAGGCCGACAAAGCAGAGAAAGCAGAGAAGGCCGAGAAGGCAGAAAAGGCAUAAUCAGGUUAUCCUGUGUUUCUUCUGAUGAGCUGUUUGUAAUAAAAGGUGAAUAAAAACUGUAAAGACGAAAUCACA
Messenger RNA from Pseudoliparis swirei, 541 nucleotides. RefSeq names its product ribosomal protein S25 (gene rps25). The transcript has 5 exons. NCBI's taxonomy places the organism in Eukaryota, Metazoa, Chordata, Actinopteri, Perciformes, Liparidae. Gene Ontology annotation, cellular component: cytosolic small ribosomal subunit. Bases 17 to 466 code for a protein of 149 amino acids. The record is from RefSeq and is a predicted model, not a curated record. Gene Ontology annotation, molecular function: structural constituent of ribosome.